This is a messenger RNA of Juglans regia (Persian walnut), 447 nucleotides long. RefSeq lists its product as uncharacterized. Lineage: Eukaryota; Viridiplantae; Streptophyta; Magnoliopsida; Fagales; Juglandaceae. The record is from RefSeq and is a predicted model, not a curated record. The transcript has a single exon. The coding region runs from base 1 to 447 and encodes 148 amino acids.
AUGGGUACUCUCAUGAUACCCAAGACCAAAGGACUUACCUUAGAGACACAUUUCUCUGAUCCUGCUCACUACCUCAUUAUUGUGGGUGUACUCCAAUACCUUACUCUUACUCGUCCUGACCUCUUUUACAGUGUUAAUUUUGUUUCUAAACUUAUGCAUUCCCCUAUUGAAGCCCAUUAUAAAAUGGUCAAGCGCAUCAUUCGGUAUUUAAAAGUUACUGUUGAUCUUGGUCUUCAUUUUAGUUCCCAUUUUACACUUGAUCUUUAUGCCUUUUCAGAUGCAGAUUUGGCAGGUUGCCCCCUCACCAAACAUUCCACUACCGGCUACUAUGUCUUUCUUGGUAGCAAUUGCAUAUCCUGGUUCGUAAAAAAGCAACAUACAGUUUCUCAAUCAAGCUCUGAAACUGAGUACAGAGCAAUGACCCAUACUACUGUUGAGAUAACUUAG